AGCUCAGUGGGCGUUCCCAUUACCCACUAGCUUCCUGGUCACGUGUGUGUGAUAUCAUCAAAGUCCGUCUGCUGGUUGGUAACUACAUGACAUGUACAUGGCUGCUCCACGUGUGUCUGCGUUUGCUGCCUUCCAUCAGGAGGCUAAAUCGAAGACUGGCUUGAAAAAAAAGAAGCAACGUGUAAUCUGCAAGACAGAAUACAGACUGUCAAAGAAGAAAAGGAAGCUUGCCAGGCCUGAUCCUGAAGCAUGUUUGCAACGCACAAAUGGAGUAGAUGAAGACAGGGGGGUGCAUGCACCUAGUCACACUAAAAGCUUGAACAAGAAAGAGAAAAAGUUGUGUACAGAGACAACAAAUGAAGUACUGGGACCUUUAGAACUGACAAUACAUGAUUUACAAAGCGGCAUCAAGCAGCAUGUGGGACCUUCACUACAAUCUGUAUUACAGAAUCUGGGGAAGAUCCAGAACAGCAAGGAGCGAGCUAAAACCUUAUUCAAAUGGCUGAUUUCUCCCAUUAAUCCCAAGGAGUUCUUUAGUAAUAUUUGGGAGAAGAAACCUGCUCUAAUUAGACGACACAAUCGCAAGUAUUAUGAUGGAUUUUUUUCUACUUCAGAAUUUGAUCUCAUUCUCAGAGAAGAUAAUGUACAGUUUGGUGUAAACUUGGACGUCACCAGUUAUACUGAUGGAGUACGGGAAACCCACAAUUCCCCUGGCAGAGCAUUGCCACUGGUUGUAUGGGACUAUUUCAAGAAUGGCUGCUCUUUGAGGUUAUUAAAUCCCCAGGCGUUCUCUGUCACAGUAUGGAAUGUCUUAUCUAUCCUCCAGGAGCUCUUUGGAAGCAUGGUUGGGGCAAACACGUAUCUGACCCCUCCUGGCACUCAGGGUUUUGCACCACAUUAUGAUGACAUUGAAGCCUUUAUAGUUCAGCUGGAAGGCAAGAAGCACUGGAGAGUCUACAGUCCUAGGAAUACAUCAGAACAGCUUCCCCAGUUCUCAAGUGCUAACUUCACAGACCGUGAUAUUGGAGAGCCCAUUCUGGAGACGAUUUUGGAAGCUGGAGAUCUCCUUUAUUUCCCUCGAGGGUUUAUUCACCAGGCUGACUGUCUUCCUGAUGUCCACUCCCUGCACAUGACUGUGUCUUCAUUCCAGAAGAAUAGCUGGAUUGACCUACUGGAAAAACUUCUGCCAGCAUCCCUGCAGAUUGCAGCUGAGGAGGAUGUUGAAUUUCGGAAGGGUCUUCCUCUAGACUACUUGGAGUACAUGGGCGUACAAAAUGCGGACUUGGAGGAUCCACGAAGAAAUGCAUUUAUAGAGAAGGUUCACUCACUGAUGAAGAAGCUGACGGAGUAUGCUCCAGUAGAUGCAACUGUAGAUCAGAAGGCAAAGGCGUUUCUCCAUGACUGUCUGCCUCCUGUACUUACUCCUGCUGAAAAAGCUUGCAGUGUAUUUGGUGUCCCAACAAGAUGGGAGAAUGGAAGUGUGAUUGACUGCUCCGUGGAGCUGGAGAAACACUCACAGAUAAGAUUUCUCAGAGGAAAUAUUGCAAGGUUGUGUAGUGAAGGAGACUCUUGCCUUUUAUAUUAUUCAACUGACAAUUCAAGAAUAUACCAUAAGGAGGAGGCAAAGAUCAUUGAAAUAGAUGCUGAGUAUGUGGAUUCCAUAGAUUAUCUUCUGCGUGCCUACCCAAAUUACGUGAAUGUUGACGACCUUCCCUUUGAAACAAUCGAUGAAAAGAUUGCCCUGAUCACUAUGUUGUUUGAGAAAGGCCUACUGACCACCAGAAAAAAUGUUUCUUCUCUCUCUGAAAAAUAACUGGCUGCUGAAGAUCUGUAAGGCAUAGACAAUUGUCAAGAGUCUCCAAGAACUGUGAUGACACGUAUACACUUUUACCUGACUUGUGAUAAAUUGUUCCUUUGUAAUUUAUAAACUUUGCAGCAUACCUGGAGGAAAUGUGAAGCAUCUCAAAUCCACUUCUAAAUACAUUAUUUCCUCAUGGUUGAACUGAUAUGUAACAAAGAGACAUCUGCCUUGUUUUAUUCAAUAACUAGGGGAAAAAAAGCAUAACUUACAAAUUUGCAUUUAAGGUCAUAUUAGCUUUAGUCAUUGUGCAAAAUGCCAUAAAUUAAGGGUUGGUUGAGCAAUUAAUGAAUAAACAAUUAAUUAAGGUGCAAAGAUAGCAGCUGGUUCUAUAUACAUUUUUACUGGUGUAUCAUAUUCCUCAUUAUACAAAUUUUUCUUAUUUUUCAGCAAUUGUGGAUUACAUUUCAAAUAUUUUUAAGUGAGAUAUAAUUGUCCAGCUGAUAAUUCUGCAAGUGUCUGUAAUUUCCUUUGUUUUGCUUUAUUUGCUGAUAUGUGUUUUCUCAAAGCACUGCUUAAAAAAUGGUCUUAUUUUCUGAAUGAACACAUUUCAAUCAUUUCCUUUUCAAAAGUUUUCUAUGUAGAUGAUAGACCCUUUGGAUGAUCUGAUGUAAGAAAAAUGAUUAUAUUAGUGAGAUGUAGUUAAGGUUCCCUUGGAGGAGCUAAAACUGAACUUAGGUGAGGGGUACCAGAAGAAAAACAAGUACAUUUGUGUUAAGGAUACUUUUAUUUAGAGGAAAUAAAAUUGAGCCAUAUACCAUUCCAUUGGAAUAUCAGUCCACAAUCUUCUAGAAAUGGUCACCUGAAUCGUUUCAAAGAGUAAUAAUGAAAAUCUUAACCUGUAGUCUUUUUGUGAAAAAAGAUGAACGGGGUGCUAGCCAGAUUGGCUGCAGAAUAGGAAGGCAGAUGGAACUAUCACCCCAAGAAAAAAUGCAAGCCUUAUUGAUUACUUCCAAGACCCUCCCCCCUCUCUUUCACCAAAUAGUUUUAAGAAAUCUCCUAGAUCAAAUCCCACUACCUGUUGAAUGAAGAGGGAAACCCUCAGAUGGAUUUUCGAGGGAAUGGUAUAAACACUAUAGGAUGGAAUUAGUGCCAAAAUUAAAAUAACUUGAAGGCGCUUCUAAGUGCAGUAAAACAAGACUUUAAUUAUCCCUUGUGGUUCCUCACGAAUAAACCAUCCCUUAUUGGUUUUUGUCAUGUCUUAGUUAUGUCCUUGCCUGUUUUGUGUUUAUAAUUGAGUUGGUACGUCCAUUGUUUCAUAUUUGGCUUUCAUUAUGAUUAUUUACUAUUAUUUCAUCUUAUCAGUAUCUGUCAGGCAGCAUAUGUGUUUUUCACCUGCACCCAAACAUAGUCCCACCCUAGCAACCAUAUAAGCCUUCCAUCUGCCCUGUAUCCUUGGUCAUGAAGGAGAAGCUAGUGUGCAUGCUCCGAAAUGCGCCCCGCCCUCUGAUGUCAUAUCCGGUUAAUUACGUUGCACGCUGGCUCCGCUAGUAUAUACGCCAUUAGGAUAUUCUAGGGAGAACUUCCUGCUGGGCAUCCUUUUUGUAAUUUGAUGAGCCUGAAUUCACAUCACCUCUUGUAAGUGUUUUUAAUCGCUUUUGAGCUAAUUAAAGUCUUGUUUUACUGCC
This is a messenger RNA of Rana temporaria (common frog), 3486 nucleotides long. It is a transcript of the gene RIOX1, whose product is annotated as ribosomal oxygenase 1. NCBI's taxonomy places the organism in Eukaryota, Metazoa, Chordata, Amphibia, Anura, Ranidae. The transcript has 15 exons. The coding region runs from base 92 to 1813 and encodes 573 amino acids. Gene Ontology annotation, molecular function: histone H3K4 demethylase activity; histone H3K36 demethylase activity. Gene Ontology annotation, cellular component: nucleolus. The record is from RefSeq and is a predicted model, not a curated record.